Molecule: messenger RNA, 3483 nt
Organism: Panthera uncia (snow leopard)
Lineage: Eukaryota; Metazoa; Chordata; Mammalia; Carnivora; Felidae
Gene: TEAD3
Product: TEA domain transcription factor 3
Biological process (GO): regulation of transcription by RNA polymerase II; hippo signaling; embryonic organ development
Cellular component (GO): transcription regulator complex
Molecular function (GO): RNA polymerase II cis-regulatory region sequence-specific DNA binding; DNA-binding transcription factor activity, RNA polymerase II-specific
Source: RefSeq, a predicted model, not a curated record
AUGGGGGACGAAGACCGGGUACCCACGUCCCCAAUAAAGCCGCGUCCCAGGCCCAGCGAGCAGUGGUUCUUCAGCGCGUGCCGAGAAUUGGGCGGCGGGAGGGGUCCGGAGCGCGGGAGAGGUCCGGAGGGCGGGCUGGAGGCCUCCCUCCCCACACCCCCACCCCGCUCCCGCCCAGGCCCGGGGCACUCCCGCGUCCCCUCCCCCGCGCCCAGCGCCGGUCCUACCGAAACUCGGCGGGCUCGUGGUGUCGAGACGCCCCCCCGCGGGGGCCCCGGGCCGAGAGGGAGGGCCCCGGAGGUCCGGGAAGAGGGGGAAAGGGAGAAAUUCGAGAAACAAGCCUCUCGGGGAGAACCAGACAAACCGGGUCCGGGCAUGGAGGGCGCAGUCGCCAGGGCGGGGCGGGGUCUGGGGCCCCGGGAAUUGGGGGCGGGCUCUCGGGCCGGAGAGGGUGCUCCGCCUCGGCAGCUCCGGACUCGUGGGGGGGGGCCCCCACCCCCCGCCCCGGCUCCUCAACACAAACUUUCCGUCCCGCUCGCUCCCUCCUCCGCGCCCGGCGCCUCCCGCUCCGGCCCGGCUCAUUCCGCACAUUCCGGCCAGCCCCCUCCCCAAGACCCCCCUUCCCCGGCCCCCCUCUCAGCUUUUUCGGGCCCGGCGGAGCGGCCCGGCCGGAGCGCCCCCCCCGAGCUCGGACCAGGCUCCGGCUGCCCAGUGGGCUCAGGCCCAGAGCCCAGAGCAACCAGCACAAUAGCGUCCAACAGCUGGAAUGCCAGCAGCAGCCCCGGGGAGGCCCGGGAGGAUGGGCCCGAGGGCCUGGACAAGGGGCUGGACAACGACGCCGAGGGUGUGUGGAGCCCCGACAUCGAGCAGAGCUUCCAGGAGGCCCUGGCCAUCUACCCGCCCUGCGGCCGCCGCAAGAUCAUUCUGUCAGACGAGGGCAAGAUGUACGGUCGAAAUGAGUUGAUUGCGCGCUACAUCAAACUGAGGACGGGGAAGACGCGGACGAGAAAACAGGUGUCCAGCCACAUACAGGUUCUAGCUCGGAAGAAGGUGCGGGAGUACCAGGUUGGCAUCAAGGCCAUGAACCUGGACCAGGUCUCCAAGGACAAAGCCCUCCAGAGCAUGGCAUCCAUGUCAUCCGCCCAGAUUGUCUCCGCCAGCGUCCUACAGAACAAGUUCAGCCCACCCUCCCCUCUGCCCCAGGCCGUCUUCUCCACUUCCUCACGGUUCUGGAGCAGCCCCCCUCUCCUGGGACAGCAGCCUGGACCCUCUCAGGACAUCAAGCCCUUUGCACAACCAGCCUACCCCAUCCAGCCGCCCCUGCCGCCAACGCUCAGCAGUUACGAGCCCCUGACCCCGCUCCCCCCAGCUGCUGCCUCUGUGCCCGUGUGGCAGGACCGCACCAUCGCUUCCUCCCGGCUGCGGCUCCUCGAGUAUUCUGCCUUCAUGGAGGUGCAGCGAGACCCCGACACGUACAGCAAACACCUAUUUGUGCACAUCGGCCAGACGAACCCUGCCUUUUCGGACCCGCCUCUGGAGGCCGUCGACGUGCGUCAGAUCUAUGACAAGUUCCCAGAGAAAAAAGGGGGACUGAAGGAACUCUAUGAGAAGGGGCCCCCUAAUGCCUUCUUCCUUGUCAAGUUCUGGGCCGACCUCAACAGCACCAUCCAGGAGGGCCCGGGAGCCUUCUACGGGGUCAGCUCCCAGUAUAGCUCGGCCGAUAGCAUGACCAUCAGCGUCUCCACCAAGGUGUGCUCCUUUGGCAAGCAAGUGGUGGAGAAGGUGGAGACGGAGUAUGCCAGGCUGGAGAACGGGCGCUUCGUGUACCGCAUCCACCGCUCCCCCAUGUGCGAGUACAUGAUCAAUUUCAUCCACAAGCUGAAGCACCUGCCGGAGAAGUACAUGAUGAACAGCGUCCUGGAGAACUUCACCAUCCUGCAGGUGGUCACGAGCCGGGACUCCCAGGAGACCCUGCUUGUCAUUGCUUUCGUCUUCGAAGUCUCCACCAGCGAGCACGGGGCCCAGCACCACGUCUACAAACUCGUCAAAGACUAGGCUACCCUCUGCCCCCACCACCAGGAUCCAGGACGAGCGUCUGUUCCACACACCUGCCUGGCCCCCCCUGGAAGUCUGGGAUUGAGGACUCACCCGCCUGCCAGGCCUCAGGCCCAGGACCCAGGAGGCCUCCCCACCUACCCCCAGCACACACACUCCCUGCCACUGUUCUGCGCUUUAAUUGUGGGAGAAGAGAGGAGGGCUCAGUGGUGGGGCAGCCCACCCUAGAUGCUGAACCAUCGCCCAGCUCUGCCCAGCCUCCGGUGAAUGGGAGGACCCCUUUGGGCUCAGGCACGUGUGGCCGGCAGGGGAGGGUGGAACGGAGACCGAGGGAGUCAGAGUGCAGAGGCCCCAGGAAGGAGAGUGUCGAGUUGGAGUUAGGUUGAGAAGAGAGAGGGGCCCAUACUUUCUUGCACCUGCUAUGUGCCGGGCCCGGUGCUAGGUCCUAUGUGUACCCAGUGCCGUUCUCAGACCGCGUGAGGCGAGCACGGGUCGUGGGUCUUGGCGUCUCAUGAUGUGCUGAGACUUGAAGUUGAGCGACCCUUGCAGGGUGGGGCAGAGUUGGAAUUCUCAUCCAGGGCUGCCUGUCCCCAGAGCCCAGGUUUACACUACCUCCCUGGAGGGAAUGGGAAAGAGGGUCUGUACUAGGGGCUGGGGCCAUCCACGUUGGGAGCCUCCUCCCAGGGGAGCAGCUGCUUCUGACCAGGCAGGAAGAGAGGAGCAGCAGGUACUUGGCACCUGUUAGGUGCCCUCUGUCAGCCCCUGUGCUGACCUCCUCCAACCUGCCCUGGCCCAGAUCCAGUGCCUGAGCCCGUCAGCAGCUUCCUGAUGGGAGAAGGCCCCCAGGGGCAGACUCCAAAAUAGCUUGGAGCGUCCUGUAGAAAGAUGGAGCCCCAGCCUCAGGGCAGACCAGUGUUCCAGGGACAAGGGGUAGCAGAAAGUCUUUGCUAUUUUUUAAUGCCCAAGACUUGGGUUUGGUCAACCCUUGGUGGGCGCCACUCCCUUAUGUUUUUCUCCAUCUCAGUCUCCCAGGACUCGGACAGCAGCUUCCCAGAAUCAGUUCUGGGACUGAAGGUUAACCCUUCCCCUGCUGGCCCUUCCCAACACCCAGGCCCCUCUGCCAGCUUGGCCUACCAGCCACCUCUGGGCAUUCACGAGUUUCGUAUGAAGUACUGUGCCCCUUCCCUUCCUUACACCACCCGCCCCUGAGCUUCCUGAAGGUCCUCACAAUUUGCAUAUCGCUCAGGCCACUUCCAAACCCAACCUAGGUUUUAUAAUGUAUAUUAUAUUUUUUGUGUAUUUUUUAAAUCCAGCUGUGAUGGGUUAUAUCAUAAACGUGGCGUGCGGCUGGGGCAGGGGCCCUCAAGGCCCAGCUCCUGCUCAAAAAAAAAAAAAAAAAAAAAAAAAAAUUAAAGUUAUUUGUUUGUG